This is a messenger RNA of Cladocopium goreaui, 1311 nucleotides long. NCBI's taxonomy places the organism in Eukaryota, Dinophyceae, Suessiales, Symbiodiniaceae. The record is from the annotation of a GenBank genome assembly.
AUGGUUGCAAUGCGCUCUUUGAUGGUUGCCAGCAGCGUGGCUUUUGCAUUGGCGUGCGAAGAUUUGAACGGUUUCGAUCAGGAUGCGUAUGCUGCAUCGCUGUGGGGCGGUUCCAUUGGCGGUAUGGUAGUGGGAAUCCUGGUGAUCGUCCUGAUGUCACUGCCUUUGUGCUGUGGUGUCUUGAAGCAGUACGGCAAGGUGAUUGGUGCCAUUGGCAUCGUUAUGGGGGUGCUGGCUUUGGUCAUUCCGCUCUUUGGAGCACUGGGCUCGUGCGUGCCCUUCGUGGAUGCAGCAUGCAACGAUGCUUGCACUCCGUGCACAGAUGAGGAAAAGAAGAUCUGGGCCAGUGCUUGCCAAACCCUUGGCAUUGUUUUCGUCUACAUGGUGGUGUUCGGUUGGGCAGCCUGUGUCCUGGGCAUUGUGGGAGCCAGCCUGGCUUGCUGCGUUUGCUGCCAGUGCUGCAAAGCCAAGCUUGAUGAUCCGUGGGUGAAGCAGGGCGCCCCACCAGUUGUUGUGGGAACAGCAGAGGAGCGCGAAAUGCCGCAACGCUGCGAGUCCAAGGCUCCGCCAGGCUUGUCUGCUUGUCGACAGCCAGACAGUGUCCCGGUGGCAACCGAAGUGAGGUUGACUGAGCCAGAUGCUGCGCUUGCCGCGUAUCGCAUGUGUACUUUACCAAUCAGCUUGGCACGAAGGAGGUUCCAAGGAGGGGCUUUGAACGAGAAUUCCUCAAGGGAUCACACGAAUCACGAGGCAUUGCUCUCAGGUUCAGUUGACAUGGCUGCAAUGCGCUCUUUGAUGGUUGCCAGCAGCGUGGCUUUUGCAUUGGCGUGCGAAGAUUUGAACGGUUUCGAUCAGGAUGCGUAUGCUGCAUCGCUGUGGGGCGGUUCCAUUGGCGGUAUGGUAGUGGGAGUCCUGGUGAUCGUCCUGAUGUCACUGCCUUUGUGCUGUGGUGUCUUGAAGCAGUACGGCAAGGUGCUUGGUGCCAUUGGCAUCGUUAUGGGGGUGCUGGCUUUGGUCAUUCCGCUCUUUGGAGCACUGGGCUCGUGCGUGCCCUUCGUGGAUGCAGCAUGCAACGAUGCUUGCACUCCAUGCACAGAUGAGGAAAAGAAGAUCUGGGCCAGUGCUUGCCAAACCCUUGGCAUUGUUUUCGUCUACAUGGUGGUGUUCGGUUGGGCAGCCUGUGUCCUGGGCAUUGUGGGAGCCAGCCUGGCUUGCUGCGUUUGCUGCCAGUGCUGCAAAGCCAAGCUUGAUGAUCCGUGGGUGAAGCAGGGCGCCCCACCAGUUGUUGUGGGAACAGCAGCGCCAGCAUGA